ACUAUGGACACGAAACCCAACUCUGCAGGUAUGGAAGGAGCCUCAGGAAUGAAGAGCAAGACCCUGGGGGAGAGCGACCACUUGGGAGAGGUCAAGAGGGGCCAAGUGAUCCUGGUUGCCUACCUGAUUACAACCCUAGACCUGACCUUUGUCUUCAUGCAGCUGGGAAUCAUGCCUUACUUGGCAAAGAGCCUGGGUUUGGACACAGUGGGUUUUGGCUACCUCCAGACAGUCUUUGGUGUCCUCCAGCUUGUGGGAGGUCCCAUUUUUGGAAGGUUUGCAGAUCAGUUUGGUAACCGAGCAGCCUUAAUUCUCUCCUGUGCUGCUGGAACUGUCUUCUUCCUGCUCACAUCCAUUUCCACCAGCAUCCCCCUCCUCUUCCUCUCCAGAGUGCCAGGACUGUUCAUGCACGGGCUACCAGGUGCUCAGAAGGUUAUUACAGAUCUGACUGCUCCUUCCCAGCGUGCUGGUGCUUUGGGGAAGCUGGGAUUUUGCUUUGGAAUAGGCAUCAUCAUCGGUUCUGCUCUGGGGGGUGUCCUCUCCACCAAAUUUGGCCUUUUUGUUCCCACAUAUGUUGGGCUGGUGGGAAGUCUCAUAAAUACCACGAUAGCAAUGGCUUGGAUCCCUUCGCAGACUAAACCAAAGUCAGACCAUGGUGUGACAGAGCAGAGCACAUCCCAGUCUGGCAGCGUGUUUAGCAUCAGAGAAAUCCUGCGCCUGAUGAAGUUUCCAGGAGUAAUGGAAAUUUUCAUAAUCAAGGUCUUUGCUGGAUUUCCCAUAGGUUUGUUCAUGAUUAUGUUUUCCAUCAUUUCUAUGGAUUUCUUUGGCUUGGAAGCAGUAGAGUCUGGGUACCUGAUGUCAUAUUUCGGUGUCCUUCAAAUGGUGGUCCAGGGCUUGGUCAUUGGAAAACUCACUAACCACUGCACGGAGAGGACUCUGCUCAGGCUCAGCGUUUUCGUCUUUGCUAUUGUAGGCUUAGGCAUGGCCCUGAUGAGGACAGUGUGGCACUAUUGCAUCAUUGCAGUGCCACUGAUGUUCGCCUUCAGCAUGCUGGCCACCAUCACCGACAGCAUCCUUACCAAGGCUGUCCCCUCCUCUGACACUGGUACCAUGCUUGGAAUUUGUGCCUCAGUGCAGCCUUUGACCCGGACAGUUGGCCCCACCAUCGGUGGAGUUUUAUACAAAGUGUUUGGAGUCUCCUCCUUUGGUUAUUUACAGCUAAUUGUUAAUGUAGGUUUGUUUGUUUACCUCUUAAAGAGUAAAGUCCCAGUGGGUGAGGCAAAAAGCCAAUAA
Messenger RNA from Indicator indicator, 1293 nucleotides. RefSeq names its product solute carrier family 22 member 18 (gene SLC67A1). The record is from RefSeq and is a predicted model, not a curated record. NCBI's taxonomy places the organism in Eukaryota, Metazoa, Chordata, Aves, Piciformes, Indicatoridae. The coding region runs from base 4 to 1293 and encodes 429 amino acids. Gene Ontology annotation, molecular function: transmembrane transporter activity. The transcript has 10 exons. Gene Ontology annotation, biological process: transmembrane transport.